This is a messenger RNA of Acaulospora morrowiae, 1100 nucleotides long. Lineage: Eukaryota; Fungi; Glomeromycota; Glomeromycetes; Diversisporales; Acaulosporaceae. The record is from the annotation of a GenBank genome assembly.
UAGGAACCCAAUGAUUACAAAUCUCACAUACUUUAACGCACCGCCUGAGAGCUGGUCCAUUUACGGAUAUUAUAAGUUUAGAAAACAACAGCGCGACUUUAGAGGAAUUUUUCGUAACGAGAACUCCUGGUUGAAGAAAAGUCUGAAUGUCAUUAAAGAGAACUCGGAGAAAAAAUAUAGUAUAAAACAGGCAGAGCACCUUUUAGCUGCUCUGUUGACGACCUUUCUAGCUCGUUGUGGUGGAAUAAAUCUCGAGCACCUUUCCAGCUGCUCCGUUGAUGGACCUUUUAGCUCUGUUAGCGAAUCAAAACCCACGACUAGGCAGAGCACCUUUUUAGCUGCUCUAUUGACGAUCUUUCUAGCUCGUCGUGGAAGAUUGCAUUUGCUGUUGAAUCAAAUGUCCGAUCCAGAUGUUGCCGUCUUUUGGAAAGAUAUUGACCACGAAAGGGAACUGGAUACCGCGCGGAAUGAAGGGAGAUUACAGCUUGCUAGAGCGACAACUGACGGGGUUGUGGAUGCAAUCAAUGCAACAAAUGAAAUACACCGGCAGAAUCUUUUAUCUUUGCUCCCGGUGGGAUAUAGUCCAACAGUUGACUUGAAAUUAGGCGACCAUGCUACGCGGUUAAAUUCCUCGUCCGAAUAUACACCGACUGCGCAAUUAGAUUCUUCGUCCGAAUAUAUUCCUUCUAAUGGAUCAGAGGAGGAUGAACUUGAGUUUACUCCAGUAGGACGUAAAAAAUCCAAAAAGGCAAAGUUGAAAUCAAAUGAAUCUUCAUUUUCUCUUCAAUUUUCUGGACAGUCUCCAACUGAUAAUCAAUUACAAAGAAACGACUUAAUCAUAGACGAAAACUCAAAGAUGGUAGGAAAUUAUGUACGAGAGAAGACUACGAGAUCCUUAGAGGCAGAAGAUGGUUAUGAUCGUUGUUACAAACGUCAACGCAGGAAAUACGAUCCAAUCGAUAUUGAAGAACCUUCGCUAGAUAAAAUUUUGAAAGGAUACCAAGGAGGGAAUACAUUUUCAGCGUCUCAACAAUCGUGUAUAGUUGAUAGUACUUUUAAAAGCGACACAACAAGUAUAAUGACAGAUACAGCGAUAAAUU